AUGCCUUCUCUCGAGUCGCUGCCAAAGGACGACCCCAGAUUGCUUCUGGUGUCCAACCGGCUGCCCAUUACCAUCAAGCGCUCAGACGAUGGCAAAUACGAUUCAUCGAUGUCGUCAGGCGGCCUGGUAAGCGGUCUGAGCGGCCUGUCGAAGACAACGCAGUUCCAGUGGUACGGCUGGCCUGGCCUUGAGAUACCUGAAGAUGAGAUCGAAAUGGUCACCAACAGAUUAAAGGAGGAUUACAAUGCAGUUCCUGUUUUCAUUGAUGACGAGCUUGCUGAUAGGCACUAUAAUGGCUUUUCCAACUCCAUUCUGUGGCCGCUGUUCCAUUACCACCCGGGCGAAAUAACAUUUGAUGAGUCCGCAUGGAAUGCAUACCGGGACGCCAAUCGUCUCUUCGCCAAGGCCAUUGCGAAAGACGUGAGGGAUGGGGAUUUGGUAUGGGUUCACGACUACCACUUAAUGCUGCUGCCUUCAAUGUUGCGCGAAGAAAUCGGAGAAAGCAAGUCCAAUGUCAAAAUUGGGUUCUUUCUUCACACACCGUUUCCGAGCAGCGAGAUAUAUCGUAUAUUACCGGUUCGGAAUGAGCUUCUCCUCGGAGUUCUUCAUUGCGAUUUAAUUGGAUUUCACACAUACGACUAUGCAAGGCAUUUCUUGAGCAGCUGUUCUCGGAUACUGGGUUUAUCUACGACGCCUAAUGGCGUGGAGUUUCAGGGCAAGAUGGUAUCAGUCGGCGCAUUUCCCAUUGGUAUUGAUCCCGAUAAAUUCUCUGAAGGCCUUCAAAAGGAGAAGGUACAAAAGCGAAUUGCUCAAUUGGAACAGAAAUUCCAAGGGGUUAAAUUGAUGGUUGGAGUCGACAGACUUGACUAUAUCAAGGGUGUCCCUCAGAAGUUGCACGCCCUGGAGGUGUUUCUUACUGAUCACCCCGAGUGGAUCGGCAAAGUGGUUCUAGUACAAGUUGCUGUUCCAAGCAGACAGGACGUUGAAGAGUACCAGAACUUGAGAGCUGUUGUCAAUGAGUUAGUUGGAAGAAUCAAUGGGAAAUUUGGCACGGUUGAAUUUAUGCCGAUUCACUUCAUGCAUAAGUCCGUCAACUUUGAUGAACUGAUUGCACUAUAUGCCGUGUCCGAUGCCUGCAUCGUCUCCUCGACGAGGGAUGGUAUGAAUCUUGUGUCAUACGAGUAUAUUGCCACACAAAAAAAGCGUCAUGGCGUUUUAGUUCUAUCUGAAUUUGCUGGCGCUGCACAAAGUCUCAACGGCAGUAUCAUUGUAAAUCCCUGGAACACAGAGGAGCUCGCUGCAGCCUAUCAAGAGGCCGUGACAAUGAGUGAUGAGCAGAGAGCUCUGAACUACUCUAAGCUAGAGAAAUAUGUUCACAAAUUUACUAGCGCCUUUUGGGGCCAAUCCUUUGUUUCAGAAUUGACCAGAAUAUCCGUUCAUGGAGAAAAGAAACUCCUAUUACGACGAUCCUCGCUAACCGCCAAUGCUGAGGCAAAUGCCAUGGACUCCAGCAUAGGCUCCUAG
Ophidiomyces ophidiicola is the source of this 1524-nucleotide messenger RNA. RefSeq names its product Trehalose-6-P synthase/phosphatase complex synthase subunit (gene TPS1). The record is from RefSeq and is a predicted model, not a curated record. Gene Ontology annotation, molecular function: alpha,alpha-trehalose-phosphate synthase (UDP-forming) activity. Gene Ontology annotation, cellular component: alpha,alpha-trehalose-phosphate synthase complex (UDP-forming); cytosol. Gene Ontology annotation, biological process: trehalose biosynthetic process; cellular response to heat. Bases 1 to 1524 code for a protein of 507 amino acids. Lineage: Eukaryota; Fungi; Ascomycota; Eurotiomycetes; Onygenales; Onygenaceae. The transcript is spliced from 5 exons.